This is a messenger RNA of Odontomachus brunneus, 3169 nucleotides long. Its product is annotated as KICSTOR complex protein ITFG2-like. The record is from RefSeq and is a predicted model, not a curated record. Gene Ontology annotation, cellular component: KICSTOR complex. The transcript has 6 exons. Gene Ontology annotation, biological process: regulation of TOR signaling. NCBI's taxonomy places the organism in Eukaryota, Metazoa, Arthropoda, Insecta, Hymenoptera, Formicidae. The coding region runs from base 155 to 2011 and encodes 618 amino acids.
GAAGGGCAUUGUUGGUUAGAAGGAGAUCAUAUUGGACAUUCUUUGGAUUCUAACACUUUUGGGCCAAUCUCCCUUGGUCUUGUGACAGCAAAAGCGACACAUAUAGUUUGGCCACCAAGUAGAUGGCAGCCAUUGCAUUCUAUAAGAUCCAAUUAUGAGAGCUGUUAGUUUUGUAAAGAAGUUCCAAUGGGACUUACCUGGUACUGUAUGCAGACAUGGAUUGACAAUAGGAGAUGUUGAUAAUGAUGGUGAUAAUGAAUUGGUUGUGGGUACUGCUGAAGGAGAGCUUUAUAUUUUCAAAGGAUCGGAGCUAUGGCAAAAGAUUACAGGCCUUGGUCUUAUAACUAGUGUGGCAGUUGGAGAUAUCUUUAAUUAUGGACGUAACGCGCUUGUAGUCAUUUGUGGUGAUGGAUGGACACAUAUAUUUUAUAGUCCCAGAUCUGUCAAUCCCAAUAAUUCAAACAUGUCCAUAGGCCAACAUGUUGGCAAAGAUACAUGUGAUCAAGAUAACUUCAAAACAAGCUCUGAUGUUGGAGCAGGUAUUAACACAACGAACUGUCAGAACUCUGAACAGAUCGACAAUAGUGAAAUGAAUGAAUUGUCCGGGAAAAUGGAAUGUGUACACGUACAAAGAAUCCCGACUAACACGAAGAUAGUACUGAUAGCUGAUGUCGAUAAAGAUGGUGCAAAUGAGAUGAUUCUUGGUCUAACGGAUCGUGUUGUCCGAUCUUAUAGAUGGUCGAGUAAUGCUGAUUUAGGAACGGGGAAAUUAGUUGGCUUGAAUAAAUGGGAAUGCACCAAUCAGAUAGGAACAGUUACACUGCAACAUACCGGUGAUGGCACGCCAACUUUAUUGGUCGCACAACCAGGUGGUACAUUUAUGCGAAUUAAAUGUAAUCCUGACGAUUGCCAUAUGGAGAACGGCUCCUGCGAAAUGAGCAGCGAGGUAGCAGCCAGCUGCGUGGAUUAUCAGACAUUAGGGAUAUCUAGAAUGCGCAAUCAAAAUAUCUCAACGGAGAUCAUUGGCGAUUUAGAGCCGGGAUCUGUGCCAUUUAUUUCGACUUUCGAGCCUAAAAUGUCUAGUUACGAGCCUAAAGAUAACCUCCCGAAGCAGGGUUUUGUGGAUGACAGUCAGUUAGGUAUGAAAACUUUUAAAUCUGUAUCGCGACAUGAGUUUCGAAGAAAUUAUUCGCAACCCGAGAUUAGAAAAAACAGUUCAAAUACGGCGAGUGAAUUUAGUAGGGAAUUUAGAGCAGAUAGUCAGGGAACGAUUAGGUUUUAUAGCACUGCUGAUUCAUCCAGUGUUGAUGAAAUAGAUGGCAAUUCUAUUGGUGGAAAAGUUAUUCUAGGAGACUUUGAUAGCAAAACUACCAAAGAUUCAUUGUUACCGACCUUUAAGGAAUUCUCUCGGAAUAAUAUUAGUAGAAGCGUUAAUAAUAACGAUGGUAGCGAUACCGCUGAUGUGAAACAAUGCGAGAAGAAAGAUGACGAUGCGAACGACACAAUGGCUGAUGGAGGCGCUCCGAGGGGAAAACCGUACGCGUUAGCAACGCUCGACGGAACCAUCAUGUUAGUGCAGGAUGAAGUCAUUUUGUGGGCAAUGCAAGUGGAUCACCAGAUAUUUGCUCUGUGUCGAUUGGAUGUCACAGGUAACAAUGCGGAUGAGAUAAUCGCCUGCGCUUGGGAUGGUCAGACUUACAUUCUGGACCAGCAACGACACAGCGUGCGCUUUCAGUUCGAAGAACCGGUUAGAGCUUUCUGCACGGGGAAUUACAACGUGAAUCCGGGAACAUCCAGCCCCUGCCUAGUAUACAAUACCUUCAACAACAAGAUUUUUCUCUACUAUGAUGUUACCCUGCCAAGUAUGACGGUCAGUCCUUUGAAUCCUACGGAGGAUCUCGAGUCUGAUCAAAUACAGCUCCUCGACAAAUUGUUAGGCGAGUGUAGUGUUGGCGAGAGACAACAGAAAAUGCAACAAUUAACUGAGUGGUUAUUAUAUGGCGGCUGUUAGUGUAUAGAAGACAAAUGUUACAUAUAUUGUAGAAAAUUACACUUAUAACGUCUUUAUGGAAUUAACCUUUAAACUGUAACGUUAAAAAAAAUCACACGAAUGGUAAUGAUCGGUCUCACAGACCGCUAUUACAUUUCCUCUAAUUUUUGAAGUUCUUUAUAAUGAAAGAUGUAUGUUUUCAAUUAUUCUGAAUAGGUAGGUGGGAAGAAAUGUUUUAAUAUGAGGGUGAUAAAAAAUCUCAUAUAUAAAUGACAAAAUAUAUUUAAAUUGUGAUAAGCGUGUUUUAUAAACUGUGAAUUUAAAUUUGAAACUAAACAAUAUUUUCUUUUAAUAAUGAUUAGCAAACAAAAUUAAACGAACAAAAACGAAAAAUAGUAUAAAACUAUAUUUUUUAAAAACUGUCUGAACUUUCAGAUCUGUUUGUUGGCGUACCAGUUAAGCAGUAUACGCACAUUUUCCGCGAGCAUUGUAAACAAAUCGGUGUCUCACACUUUGCAUAUUUGUACAGUUUUUCGUUUGAAUUUGUUUUAUAAUGUGCAAGUUUUUCUUUUUUCGAGAACGUCGGUUGGCACAUUAUGUGCCUGUGGCUUACUUACUGGCUUUAAAAUAUCUUUUACAUUCAAAUAUAUCUAUAAAAAUCACAUUCAUCUACAUAUUUUUUUUACAUAUUUAUUUACAUAUUUUACCUCCUAAUAGUAGCUAUAAUACUGAUAUACUAUUAUAUUUUAAGGGUAGAGAAAUUUUUAUAGUAUAGCAUUUUACUGCGAAAAAAGUAACGUAAAUGGUAAACACCGGUCUGUGAGACCACUAUAAUUUUUUAACCGUCUCGUAUUAUACGUUUCUAGUGAAUGAAAACGGGACCACCGCAGGGUUUGGUGAAAGCACAUGAGAUACGAAGGUAGUAUAAGUUAAGACUGCCUUUUGCAGAUGUCAAGGAAGUUAUUGAUAAGUAAAAUUUUAAUAGCAGUCUGUGAGAUCGACAUUACAGUUUAAAGGUUAAAUAUAAGUAUUCCAAUGUGUGUGCGUAUAUCGUAGAAGAGCAUAUGAGAAGUCACUGUUUUUUAAAUCUUUAUUAUAUCGAAUGUUAUUAUAUCUAUUGUUAUUAUAUCUAUUGUUAUAUCGAAUCUGAUCAACAAAGAGUACUUAUCUAGACGCUCA